Messenger RNA from Anopheles marshallii, 6021 nucleotides. RefSeq names its product neurogenic protein mastermind (gene tai). Gene Ontology annotation, biological process: positive regulation of transcription by RNA polymerase II; cellular response to hormone stimulus. The transcript is spliced from 16 exons. The coding region runs from base 1 to 6021 and encodes 2006 amino acids. The record is from RefSeq and is a predicted model, not a curated record. Gene Ontology annotation, molecular function: protein dimerization activity; nuclear receptor binding. NCBI's taxonomy places the organism in Eukaryota, Metazoa, Arthropoda, Insecta, Diptera, Culicidae. Gene Ontology annotation, cellular component: nucleus.
AUGAAUCGUCAGUGUAGGGCAGCGAGCGUUACCACCGUUCCAGCUAGCUAUCGGCUUGGCCCAUGUGAACUACCACUGCCGGACCAGUGGCUUGUGCAUACACAACUGUCGCAGUCAGCGCAAUCGUCUCAAGCAUCGUUCUACUCCACAUUGCAAACCGGUGGCCAAAGUUUGGGUGGACUGGGUGGACUGUCAGCCUCAACACUGCCGAUACAACAACAUUCCUCCAGUGCCCAGCAGCAGUCAUCAGCUCAGUUGCAACACCAAAUCACCGUGCCGCAAUCAGCAGCCGCAACAGCUACACCGGGAGCAGCUCCAGCAUCACAACUGCAGAGUCAGUCAAAAAUAAUGAAUGUCGUCGUACCAUCCGUGGCCUGUCCGCCUACUGCAUCGAAAAAGAUUCGCCGCAAACCAGACGCGAAGCAGCCACAGUCACAGAUCAACAAGUGCAACAACGAGAAACGUCGCCGAGAGCUAGAAAAUGAGUAUAUUGAACAACUUGGCGAGUUUCUGCAGAUUAAGCGGGAUAUGACCGCUUGCAAACCAGACAAAGCGGCGAUACUAAGUGAAGUUGUACGAACGUUUCGUUCUAUGCUAGAGCAAGGAAACCCGAAUCUCACUGGUUCGCGGUGUUCCAAAUGCUCACCGGAUUGUUCUGCUUCCUGCAAACUGCACCCGGUGCAACAGGGAGAAGUGUCAUCCACUGAACCACCACUACCGGAACCAUCGGUAAACGGCCACUCGCCGGAAAAGUCAGCCUACUUCGAGGCGGUGCAACAUUACAUCUCGAACGUCGGCUGGGCCCUACUAGAGAUCAACUCGGAGGGUGUGAUCGAAUGUGCCACGGAGAACGUCCGCGACGUACUGCAUUACUCGCGCACGGAGCUCCACGGACAGUCUAUAUAUUCGUACCUGCAUACUGGUGAUCAUUCAAAGUUGAGUCCUAUUUUAAAUAAGAAUUCGUUUGAACUAAACUGGGAUCAAAAUGAAAUGUUCUAUCAGACGCCAAAGCGUACCAUACGUACUAAAAUUCGUUGGUUACUGAGGGCGCCAGAAGGAGCAAACGAAACGAUCGAGCAAAAGCAGCAGCGCUUGGAAAAAUACAAGGAUCUGCUUAUCAUCUCUGCUCCUGUGAAGGAUGAUACGGAGGAAUCGUCGUCGGUGCUUUGUCUAAUUACACUACCCGAGGACGAACAGGCAACCAUAGAAACUACCACCAUGCCACAAACGCUGGACGAACAGCUAACGUUGAAGCUGGAUACUAGUGGUAACAUUAUAAAUUAUAACUCAUCGACGCUAAGGAAACAGUUUGCAGGAAAUCUUACCAAAGAAACAAUUCGGUCUAUCUACGACAUAUGCCACUAUCAGGAUCGACCUCGAUUGAACGAGCACCUCAGCAAUGUACGCUCGUCCAACGGAACCCCUCACGAGCUGACCUACCGGCUGCGUCUCGGAGGACCGGAUGUUUACGUGCACGUGAAGACCCAGUCGAAACUGUUCCGUAGCACAAAACCAAACGAAUCGGACUUCAUAAUGGCCAUCUGUACCGUACUGACGGAAAAUGAAGUCGCCAUGCUCUCGUCGGACGGCGGCAGCGGUGGAGGAAUGGUGAUGGGUGGAAGUGGCAGCAGUGGUGGCCUUAGUGCGGCAAUGAGCGGCAGCAACAUUAACAAUAACAACAGCAGUAGCAGUAAUCCUACCUCAUCCUCAUCCAUGGGGCUGCUAAUGCCAAGCACGAGCAGCUCGGUGACAGGAGGCGGCCUAAAUGGUGCCAACGACGUCGUAGCUCGUCACAUGGCCCAAAUCACACAGGGAGUUAGUAAUAUGGGUGGACCGCUGAUGUCGAGUGUGCUUAAUGGAGGUAGUGCCGGCUCGGGAAGCAACAGUUCAAGCACCUCGAGUAUGCUCGGUGGUGGGGGAGGAUCGAGCGGAGGUGGUAUGACCGGUGGGAGCAUGAGUGUAUCCGGUGGUAUGACAGUCCCGGGAGGAACACCGGGAUCGGGAACAUCCGGCAUGGGUGCCGGCGUAGGCAUGGUUGCAGGAGGCAAUUCCGGCAUGGGUCCAGCCACCUCGAUGAGCUCGAUUGUAUCCCCGCGAAGUAAUCCCAACUCAUCGUCGCUGUUGUGCGCUCCAUCCUCCGACAGUAGUAACUUCUUCAACACGGAUUUUGAGCUCGAAUUUCCACAUUCCACGUUCGACAUGGAGGCGGUUGGUGUUGGGUGGGACUCGCGACCUGACUCCCGUACCAGCGUUACUCCGGUCAGCACCCCUCGACCUCCGUCCGUUAGUGCGUACAGCCCAGCGGCCGCACCGAUGUGUGCGUCACCCAUGACGCCGUACUACUCAGGCAACACGAUGGGCGGAAUGCCUUCACCUUCGAACAACAAUGGAGCAGCGGGAGGCAGUAGUAGUGGCGGGGGAGGUGGCCUCAUCAAUCCCAGCUUAUCCUUGAACAAUAACAACAACAACAACAAUAGUAAUACCAAUAACAACAACACUGGAACACCGUUCGGUACGAAUGCGUUUCAGUUCCCGUUCGACGACAGUAAGGAUAAGCUGCAGGAUAUGCAGUCGCAACAACAGCAACACCAUCACCCCCAUAUGUCCCCAAUGCAGCAGCAACAUCCGUCUGGGAUGCCAUCGCAGCAAAUGGUGCAACGGCAGCAGCCGCAGCACCCACAGCAACAUCACCAGCAACAUCUGCAGCAGCAUCUUCAGCAACAACAAACGCAGCCACCAUCGAAUACGCACGAUUCCGAACGAUUACGGAAUCUGCUUACAACCAAACGACCUCACUCAAAUGCUUCAUCCUCAUCCGGUUUGGAUAUGGACCAUGACCAUCGGAAUCCGAAUCGAAUUCUAAAGGGUUUGCUAAAUUCCGAAGAAGAUAAGGAUAGUAAUGGCAAUAAAAUAAAUACCGCAUCUCUUUCACAACGUAUACCUCAGUCAGUUAGAACUCCAGCGCAGGGUAGUAAUAAUGGUGGUGGUGUUAGUGGGCUGGGAUUAACAAACCGCGCGGGAAAUGAGAUUAAUAAAGCCAGUAGCAAUAAUAUGCUAUUACAGCUGCUCAACGACAAAAGUGACGACGACGAAAGUGACGCCCGCAACCGACAAGGUCCGAGCGAACUUCUUAAGCAGCUACAAAAGGUUAAAGAUGAGCCAAAGGAGCAUAAUCCGCCGCCAUUGAACAACGAAGAACUCAUCCAGAUGUUACGGGUACAAAGUAAUGAUCGUAAACGGCCUUCAACCGAACCGGACGAAGGUGCCGCGGUCAAGCGAUCGGACAACAGGCCGUCGAAGUUGCGCGAGCGCAACAAGAUGCUUGCCUCAUUGCUGGCCAACCCGGCCAAAGCACCAAUGCCAAUGCAAACCGCAAUGCCGUUCAACCGCAUCAUCCCGGACAUACCAAAUUCGGGACUGGCUCGGCAACUCGCCAAUGUGUCGAGUUCGACUGCACCGAACCAGACGCUGAAUAAUAACAAUCUAACAACUAGCAACAAUAAUUUAAAACAAGUACAACAGCUGAACCAAAUGCGCCUCCAGCAGCAGCAGCAGCAGCAACAACAACAGCAGCAGCAGAUGCGCAAAUCAGCUAUGCCUUCUCAAUCGCAGCAACCUCCAACAUCCUCCGAUAUCUACCUCAACCAUCAGCAACAGCAGCACCAUCAUCAACACCCCCAGGCGCACCCACAACACCUGCAACAGCAGCAACAACAUCAUUCGCAACAUCCGCAACAGCAGCACCAUACGCAGCAGCAGGCAUCGAUGAUGCAGCAGCAGCAAAUGUUAGCCGCCCAGCGGCAGCAAAAUUUCUCACCCGCCAUCCAGGACUCCGGAAUUGGAUCGGCUGGGAGCGGUGCGUUUGCCACAUCGACGCCUGCUACAUCGACCCAGCUCGUGUCCGAGUGGGAUCCGGAGCUGAACGACAUACUUAAUCACGUGAUUGAGAUUGCACCGGAGGGCGACUUUGCCGAAAGUGAACUCAACAGUAUCUUAGGCAUAAGUCCGAUAGAAUCAUCCACAUCGUCAGUUGUACCGUCGUCACAGUCGAGCCAACCGGAUAUACAUGAAAAGUUAGCGAUUAAUGCAAUUCAAAAAUCGUUAAUGCAGUAUGAAAACGUUAGCUCGCCAUUGCAACCCCAACCACAGCCCCAGUUCAGUGGUAGUCCUCCUGCCUAUCCAAUGCUUGGAAUGGCUGGCGGAGGUAACAAUGCUGCUGUUUCAGGUGGUGGCAGCGGCCCGGGCAUGGGUCCCGCGGGACCUACCGGCACUGGGCCGGGUGUCGGUGCCGGUAGCGGAGGCCCUAGUAGCACGGGUAGCGGUGGUACGACGGGUGGUCCAGGCUUAAAUCCUGGCAGCAGUUUACAACAGCAAUCGUCACAAGCGGGGCCAAACCAAAACUUCACACCUCCUCCUGUGUACACGCAGCGAAUGCGGAUACCGCAGGGACAGCUUGGCAACAGCAGUCCCGUGUUAUCCCCGAAUAUGCUCGCCAUGCAGAAGAUGCAGCAUCAAACCCGGGACCGUAUUUUGCAGGAGCAGCAGCGAACCCGGUUACUGCAGCAACAGCAGAAACAGCAGAUGGUUGUUACGGUGAACCCGACAGCCAACUCAGAUCUUGGUCCUCCAAACGUUACACUGACUCGUGCAAAUAAUGUGCCGGAUUCACAGCUCAGUCCCGGAUUUUCACCGAGUCUGAUGCAACAACAGCUGAGUCCAAGUCAAAGGACGCAACUUAGUCCGCAACAAGCAGGAUUCCAAGGCAACCCGUUCAACAACAAUCCAGGCCAUCGUCUAUCUCCUCAGCUACAACAGAUGGUGUCCGGUUUUGGCAAUGCGGGUGGUAAUGUAAAUCAACAGCUAUCACCGCGUCAACCACCGUACGGUAGCGGAGUUGGAGGCCAAACGGUUAACCAGCCGAAUGUAGUCGUUCCUGGACAAUCACCGCAGCAACAGCAACAACAACAGCAGCAACAACAGCAACAACAACAGCAACAGCAGCAGCAGCAGUGGCAACAAAACGCGAACGCAAGGCUAUCAAUUCAGCAGCAAAAUCCGAUGUUGAAUGCUCAGCUUUCGUCCGUUGGUGGUUUUAACCCUGCGCAGAAUCGACAGUUCGUCGGCCCACCUCAAAGGCAGCGAAGUACGCUUAACAGUCCCGGAACGCCACGGCAGCAAAAUGCGUUCGGUGGCUCAAUGGUGGACGGUGGCGGGUUUCCAGGUCCACCGAGCCCCUCGCCUGUCGGCGUGUCCGCACCGAACUUUGCCAAUCCCGUCUAUGCCAAUCAGCAGAUGAGGCUCCAGCGGCAAGGCAGUGUGCCUCCGCAAUCAACUCAACACUUGCCAGCUGUUUUCGCAGGAUCGCCCCGUUCCGCGUACGGUGGACAUGGGCCUGGUCCGGAUGCCACCGGUUAUGGUAUGAUGUUCGGCAAUGCAGCAGCAAUGCAGCAGCACACGGCGAACUCACCAGGCGAUUUCUUCAAUCGCAGUCAAACUGGUCUCAACGGUGGUAUUAUCGGUGGUGGCAAUAGUAUUGGUGGCGGCAGCAUCGGAAACGGUGGCAAUGGGCUAGGACUUAGCAAUGGCACAAAUUCCGGUGGCCAAAGCCUAAACCAUUCGGAACUGGUACGGCAGGAGCUGCGGGCCAUUGUGAGUGGCCGAGCGCAACGUCCACCAUCGCACAGUCCAAUGGGCUUAUCGCCCCUUGGAGGAAUGGCACUGCAAAGCUGUAGCGAGGGUGGUAACGGUGUUGGUAGUAACGGUGGUCUGAGUGUUUCUACCGUGGGCAGUAGCAACGGAAGUUGCACCUCCAUCUCCAACACAUCCGCCGGAAUGCUGAGUGGUGGUAUCGGUGGUGGUAGUAAUGUGGGUGGAGGAAGUACACGAACAUCCUUGUCGGAUGCCGGAUCAUCCGGACCGAUGCUUCACAGCGGUAACACUUCGACCGGGCUAGAUCCAUCGUUGCUGUUCAAUUUUCAUCUCACCCAGAAAGAGUUUUUCGGAGGAAACACGAGCCGGUGA